AUCUCAAAAUUCAAACCCUAAUCCAAUUCAUUUUCUUCUUCUUCUUCUUCUUCUUCACUGUAAUCGAUUCACUCUUUCUCUGCAACUAUGUCAAACCCUAAGGUCUACUUCGACAUGACCAUCGGUGACCGCCCCGCCGGUCGCAUCGUCAUGGAGCUUUUCGCCGACGUAACCCCGCGCACCGCCGAGAAUUUCCGCGCCCUCUGCACCGGCGAGAAGGGAACCGGCCGCAGCGGGAAGCCUCUCCACUACAAGGGAUCGAUCUUCCACCGUGUGAUCCCGGAGUUCAUGUGCCAGGGCGGUGAUUUCACCAACGGGAACGGCACCGGCGGAGAGUCGAUCUAUGGAUCCAAGUUCGCUGACGAGAAUUUCGUGAAGAAGCACACCGGAGCUGGCAUUCUGUCGAUGGCGAACUCCGGUCCCGGGACUAAUGGAUCUCAGUUCUUCAUCUGUACUGCUCAGACGUCGUGGCUGGAUGGGAAGCAUGUGGUGUUCGGGAAGGUGGUUGAGGGGCUGGAUGUGGUGAUGGAGAUCGAGAAAUUUGGAUCGCGGAGUGGGUCGACCAAGAAGGAGGUGAAGAUCGCCGACUGUGGUCAAAUCUCUUAGAUGAUUUAUUGACCUAACCAAACCGAUCGCGCUAUCUUCAAUUAUUGCUCUGAAUAUGAAUCUGAUGAUCUUGUACUUUUUUGUGUUUUCAAUUCGCUGUCGUUUUACAAUUGUGAUUUCCUCCAAGCUAGUAAAAAUGAUUACUAAUGAGUAUAAA
Molecule: messenger RNA, 763 nt
Organism: Lotus japonicus
Lineage: Eukaryota; Viridiplantae; Streptophyta; Magnoliopsida; Fabales; Fabaceae
Product: peptidyl-prolyl cis-trans isomerase-like
Exons: 1
Coding region: 88-606 (172 amino acids)
Biological process (GO): protein peptidyl-prolyl isomerization; protein folding
Molecular function (GO): peptidyl-prolyl cis-trans isomerase activity
Source: RefSeq, a predicted model, not a curated record